This is a messenger RNA of Lingula anatina, 4414 nucleotides long. RefSeq names its product liver carboxylesterase. NCBI's taxonomy places the organism in Eukaryota, Metazoa, Brachiopoda, Lingulata, Lingulida, Lingulidae. The record is from RefSeq and is a predicted model, not a curated record.
AUGUUGCAUCAUGUUAAAACAGCAGCUGCGUUCCACAGGAGUCAGAACACUGGGAUGUUGUGAUCCCAUCUCCUCCUUAACGCUCAAAAGGGCAGAUCAUCGCAAAGGUUCAAGGCAUCUUCAAUUGAUACAAUCAUUUGGGGUAGAGAGGCUAUGUAGGUCACGCAAGUCGUUUGUUACCUGUGGUAGACUAUCGCGUUGGCAUGACUUAAAGGAGGACCGUGGUUGUGGAUUUGUUCUCGGACUUUUUCAGCAGAACUGAGGACAUCCGCCCCGCUCCCAUGCCUUGCGUGGAAUUCAGCUGACGACAUCCUGAGCCGUUAUGGGUAAGAAUAGUGGCGGCAUUCUGUAAGUAAGGUAAAAGUUGGGAACUCUAAAAAGCAUAUCGUAACAUCAAACCAGGUGGUUGACUUUUAAAACAUGUAUAACGUAGCUUCAACGGUGCUAUACCUACUGGUAUUUUUGACUACUGCGGUAUCGGUGACAUGGGCACUGAAAGAUUACGUGAUUAUUGCGACCAACAGCGGCCAAGUGCGAGGGGAGGUUGUAGAAAAAGGAGUGGGACAACCCAAAGCCUACAUCAGUCAGUUUCUUGGUCUCCCAUAUGCCGCUCCUCCUAUUGGACAUCUACGAUUUCGUCCCCCUGUACCUCACUUAGGGUGGAAUCGUAUCAUGGAUGUAGUAGAACAUGGAAAUAUUUGCCCCCAAAAUACAACGCUGUGGAAACAACGGAUGAACCCAGAAGUAUUUAAAGCUAGAAUUCAGCACAAUUUCACCAGUGAGGAUUGCCUUUUUCUGGAUAUUUAUGUGCCAAGGAAUUUGAAGAAAUGGGUCAAUCCCGCCGAGCUCAAACUCCCUGUCAUGGUGUACUUUCAUGGCGGAGGGUUUCAACAAGGCUCCUCCAUGAUGUAUGGGGGGCAUUGGUUAGCAAUGGAGGGGGACGUGAUUAUAGUCGUGGUCAAUUAUAGACUAGGUGUACUAGGAUUCCUUAGCUCCGAGUACGCUAACAUGGGUGGGAACUUCGGUUUACUUGACCAACUCAGAUCCCUCGAAUGGCUGAAGGACAACAUCGGUCACUUUGGAGGGGAUUCCAACCAGGUGACAAUUUUUGGUCAGGGCGCCGGAGGUGCCUCUGUCUCAUUCCACGUCUUGUCACCUCGCAGUAAAACCCUAUUCCACAGAUCCAUAUCACAAAGCGGAGUGGCUCUCAUGCCUAACAUCACACAAUACAAUUCCACUCUAAUGGCUCGGACUUUGACUGAGCGACUGAAUUGCACACGAAACACAUCAAUAGAGGAAGCUGAUUGUUUAAGACUCGAGGUUGAUGUAAAAGUAUUAUUAAAUAUCUCUAGACAGGUGGCCGAAGAACUGAAUGACCAGUGGCUACCUGUCAUCGAUGGUGACUUUAUCAUUGGUGACCCCCUAUCGACUUUCCACACAUUGUCCUAUAACUUGGUGCCUUACGUCAUAGGAGUCAAUAGCCACGAUGGAUUUCCUGUAUAUGAAAAUAAACUAAAUCUAAAACCCGAGGAGGAGGUAACACAAAAAAUUCUUGCCGACACUAUUCGGGAUACUGUUAAAAGAGACUACGAAGAAGUGGUGGACAAAGUGUCCAAGGUGACUGAGAUGGAGUACAGCACGUGCGUGCAGAAUGACACUCAGAGAAAAGCUGCCCUGGUUGAUUUUUUGACCGACUAUACGAUCGGUGCCCCCAGCUACUUAGCAGCAACACUCCACAGAGUGACGGGAGCUGUGACUUACUUUUAUGAAUUUUCACAGCGCCCUUCUUAUAAACUCACAAACGAAAGCAUUCCGUCUUUUGUUCAGGCCUCGCACGCUGAUGAAAAUGACUAUGUGUUUGGUUAUAUGAAAUACGUAAUACAAAAUACCACUGCUGAAGACCAUGAGCUUUCCGUAGCCAUGAUGCGAGCUUGGACGAGAUUUGCUAAAACGAAGAGCAUGGACGGCUGGGAGGAGAGUUUGUUGGCCGUUGAACCUGGUAAAGACCCCCUGGUGAAAAGUAAUGAUUUGGACAAGACUUCCCCUGGUAACCUGCAGAAUAGAGCCAAAUGGGAGAAACUCACAGCAAAGAAUGAGAACUACUUUGUCUUUACGACAGAUUUAAAUGAGCAUUCCAGCCACAAGAAGUACAGGCACGUCCAGAUGGCGUUCUGGAACAAUUACAUUCUGAGCAUGCGUGAUGGAGUGUGUCGCGCGCCUCCUCCCGUCAUAGUGCGGCUGCAUGAGAGUUCUACGCAUGGCAGAAAGCUAACUCCAAACCCACUGGCCGCGGAACUUGCUGCUGCCAACACAUCACGAACAGUGCUCAUAGUCUUCCUAAUCUUAUUUAUCAUCCUCCUCGUCGUCAUUAUCCUUGUUUUGUGUUGGAUACGUUAUAAGAAGAAAAAUAAGAAAGACGAAGAUCCAAAGCGUGAGUUCAGCAAAGCCUUCGAACCCCCAGAAUCUUCCGACCCAAAUCACCGUGGUAACCACGUCGAUUCCAGCCCACGUGGUAGUGAUCGAGCAGACGACAGCGAUUCGGACGACCCAGAAGAAGGAAAAGGUGGGAAAGCGCGACUAUUGGCAUUUAGAGACUGCGUAAGGCAGAAAACAAGUGCUUGUUUCACGUGUUCUAACGAGGAGGAAAGUGAUGGCAUUCAUUCUAAGGCAGACGAUGAGCCAACAGAAAACCACAGACUUCGAAGUCCUAUAGAGGUAGAGACGGACGAGGAAACUAAACCUAUGACAAAUCACGCUACGGAUGUAUAACUAAAAAUUAAUGCUUCAUAACAUUUCCCUCAAACAGACGUAUUUUUCUGUAACUCUGUUUGCUUUAGGCACAAAAAGGAGCCAUAAGCACGGGAAAAUAUUUUGACUGAAGUUACAUGUUGAAGUGAAAUGUUUGAAAACAGUUCUUGAAAGCGACAUUACCAGCUUGGUGUUGUUAAUUCAUGUGGGUGAAUCCUGCAUCUCCAUAUCUCACAGCAUACUUCAUUUACAGUCUUUACAGUUUGCAUCAUCACACGUUUUAAAUUCUAAUUUUUAUUUGGGACAUAAUUUAAUAAAGAAAGCUGUGCGGACUCAGGGAAGUUUUCUUGUAGCAUGUGCGCUGUCUUGUCUGCUUGAAGAUGGCUUAUGAUAGCUAAUACUAACGAUCGGCGCUAAACUGUGGUUUCCAACCUUAAAUAUGUUACUACAGAAACGUGAAACCCAAUUAGUUCCGGCUCAAAUUAACUUAAAGGAUUCCAUUUUGUGGUAGCAAAUAGUAGGUAGAGUAGGAAGCAGGUUUCUAAACCAUCGAAUCAAGCUUUAACUUCAACUAAUCAACUACUUAAUCAUUUAGUAAAAUUGAAGUUAAGGAAGUUAGGCUGACCGUGUGAGGGGUGAAAAACAACCUUUCCUUUUAUAUUCAUAUCUUUAUAUGCCUUGUGCGUUUUUUCAAAUAUCAGCUUUGUCAACUGUGAUGUGUAGGCAUGGGAGGCGUGUUGGCGUUCUAUGAUCUAUACCACUGAUUAUAGGCCAUUACAACAGGGAGGUUAUGCUGUAACUCAUUUGUGGAAACUUCUUAUUCCGUCACAGAGCGAUAUAUUCACGCAUAAGUGAAUUGUGUUUUUUAGAUGCGAUUUCGUUUAAUUUGAGUAACUGGCGUAAAUGGACAAUUUGGAUUUGGCCAUUGAGAAGAUAAGGUUUUAUAUAUAAAAAAAGACAACCAGCUGUUUACACGGCUACUGGUCCAUGCCAUCAUACAGCUUAUCAGUCUAGAAUCUGAAUUUAUAUGUGUUAAGUCUGCGUCCGCUUUGUGAUGACUACUAUAUUCAGAAUACUGUAUAUUUGAUGCUGGUAUGUGGAGAUAGUAGAUAGAAUUAAAAAGAUAUCAACUGUGAUUUCAUGUUCUGUACCACCGCCACUGAUAUUUGUGUGAUUUGAAUCGGAUCUUUUUACACUUGUUAUUGUUAUUGAGCAAAUGAUGAACUGUACAGUCAAGUCUGUCACGUUAUGUUCACGUAUAUGUACAAUAAUAUAUAGUGGCUCUGGACUUUUAUUUUUCUGUUAGCUUGGGGAAUCAAAAAGGGAUAGAAAAUGAGUAAAUACACACUUCCUCGUGGUUCACAGUGUAGUUUUUAACCUUUUUUUAACAUUAAGGUUCGAAAUCAUUCAUGAUUGAAGUAUUUUUUGAUCGAGCUCGAGCCUGUCUAUUAAUGUAACAUUUUUAGUUCUAUGUACUUUUUAAAGGUUGUCCCUUAAAACUGCGGUAGCACAGAUAGUAGUUAGCUCCUUUAUUAAAUGUAAAUCGGGAACGAAAUCGAACCAAGUACAUUUCUAUACUAUUUGAUGGAAAAAUUCUGAAAAAGAUGUAAAUAAUACAUGACAGAAGCCUAGAAUAAAUCACGAUCACAAUAAAACUUCAUAUUUA